AUGCUGCAGAAAUCGACAUACACCAUAGACAGCACGAUGUCCACUCGAAAUCUAGUCAUUGAUGCAGUCACCGCGAAUGAGACGAUGUCACGACUUGAGGAAUAUGAUUGCGACACAAUCGUGAGUCUGCUACCUCGCAUGCAGAAACUAGCGGCGGAGAAAAUAAGUGACCAGUUGAGAAGAUCUGGCGCCACAGAGCCCCUCUACUUGAAUGGUAUAAAAAUUUCGUCAGAGAUUAUGCUACACGUGUUUAAGCUGCUAGACCCCGUGUCUCUCUAUGAGUGUCGCCUGGUCUGCGGAUCGUUCCACUUUCUGGUGCGCGACUCGCGGUUGUGGAUUUCGUUACCUCGAGCGACCUAUGA
Molecule: messenger RNA, 362 nt
Organism: Sphaeroforma arctica JP610
Lineage: Eukaryota; Ichthyosporea; Ichthyophonida
Source: the annotation of a RefSeq genome assembly